Capsicum annuum is the source of this 2183-nucleotide messenger RNA. RefSeq lists its product as uncharacterized. The transcript has 3 exons. The coding region runs from base 355 to 804 and encodes 149 amino acids. Lineage: Eukaryota; Viridiplantae; Streptophyta; Magnoliopsida; Solanales; Solanaceae. The record is from RefSeq and is a predicted model, not a curated record.
UAAGCUAUUUUAAUCUGUUAUAUUAAACUAUUCUCUUUUUUUUUCAUGAUUAACUUCACUUACGGAAUAUAUGAUUCGUUAUAUAUAAUUUAAUGUUUAUAAUUCAGUGAUAGUAUAAAAUAAUAUUACUAGUAAAUAAAUAAAGAAAUAAAAAUCGGAAUAGACGUGUCACAUCUAAAGCAGGAUUUCCACUACAGUUUACUCCUACAGUACGGAGAGUCUUUUUAUUCCUCAGUAUUUUUUUCUGCACCAAUUUUGUUGAAUUUACUUGUUUUAAUCCAUCAAAGUUUUAGCUUUGUUUGUUAAUCACAAUAAAGUUCAAUUUUUUCUGCGAAUUUCAAGCUUAAAAAAAACAUGAAGGUUCAUCCAGUACCGAGGACCUUUGGUUUGUCUCCGUCAAACGCCUCCGUUUGCCGGAAAAAGAAGCUCAGGCGGCUACCCCAUAUCUUCGCGAAGGUUCUGGAACUUCCGUUUCAUUCCGAUUCCGAUGUUUCAAUUCAGGAAACUCGUGAUUCGCUGCGAUUCGUCAUCCCAACUGAUGAUGUCGGUGAUGAUGAUAAUAUUAGGACCCACAUAAUUGAGAUCUAUCCAGGUGUUACUAAGAUUGUUAUACGAGGCGACCACGAUGUUUCUGAUUCAUCUUUGUCUGGUUUGGAGAUCGACUUGUGGCGGUUUCGGCUUCCGGGGUCAACUGUGCCGGAGCUGGCUAGUGCCUGUUUCAGCGACGGUGAGCUGGUGGUCACGGUGCCUAAAGGGGAGGAGGACGGUGCCGAUGGCGAUGAUCAUGACCCUCAAGGAUCAUGAAUUCAAGAAAUUCAAGAACAUGAACUAGGAGUCUGUUUCCGUUGUUCAAACUCGUGACCUCUUUGUCACAUGGCAGCAGUUUUAUGAGUUACGUCAAGGCUCCACUUCUAUUAUUAGUUGUACAGCUAAUCCUAUAAUUAGUAGGACACCCCAGAAAGGAGAAAAAAAUGCUCUUUGUGAAAUUUCAAUGGCAAUGCAUAGUCAAAGCUUGCUUAAAAGUUUUGGUAUUUGAGUUCUAGGAGUUUUUAAUAAUCACAACACGGCGUACCUUGAGUUGCUUAUUGGAUUGUUCUAUAUACUAUAUUAGAUAAGAUUUAUGAUUGCCAAAGACUGAACUCUCCUCUUUCAUACAAGAGUAUUUAUUUUUUGCACCCAAGGGUGUGACCUAGUGGAUCAAUGAAGUUGGGAUGAGCACCAUGAGGUCUCAGGUUCAAUUCCCAGCAGAGACAAACACCAGGUGUUUUCUUCCCAUUUGUUCUAGCUUUGGUGGACAGAGUUAUCUGGUACCUGGUGCUGGUGGGAGGUGGCAGGUAUCCCGUGGAUUUAGUCGAGUUAUCUAAAAAAAUAAAAUAUAGGAGUAUUUAUUUUUGAGUGAUUGCCCGUUGUUAUAGUCUUAAGGAAAUCAAGAUAUCUGUAUAUGUACAUGUGGAUGUCUUACUUCUUCCCUUUCUUGUGGUUUAAGAUUAAGUCUAGUCGUCCACAACAAUAUUGCUUUUUUGCUUACAGAAAUGUUUGUUCAUCUGAAGUACUUUGUAUGAUGAUUGCAAUGUUGUGGCACCUCUGUAAAGUUGAUUUUUCCAGUUCCUUUUACUUCCUAAUCUUGAUGCGCUUGUGCAUGUCAAAGCAGCUAGAUAUAAGGUGAUGAUGCUUGUGUAACUCUGUUAAGACAGCUCCAAUUUUCUAAUCAAGAGGUACCUGCAGCCUCUGGUUCUCUGAAAUAUCUUACAGAACAUAAUAUGUUGGUUGUUCUAGUAGCUUGAUUGUUGUUGAUCGUACUGGAGACGCUUGGCUAUUGUAAGUUGGAGUGAUUGAGAAAUUUCAGAACGAACUUCAGGGAAGCAUAAAUGUGACAAUGGUGAUAACUUAAUUAGUUGCAUCCACCCAGGGGUGUGAUCUAGUGGACAACGAAGUGGGUGAGAACCAUGAGGUUUCGAGUUUAAAUCCCAGACAAAACACUAGGUGCUUUCUUCUUAUCUAUCCUAGUUUUGAUGGAUAGAGUUACUUGCGCACCUGGUAGGAGAUGGCAGGUAUCUGUGGAAUUAGUCGAGGUGAGCAUAGACUAGCCGUUAUCAAAAACAAAAUCCGUCAAUCUUGUGCAGUCCCUGUGCUAUUUAUAUGGUACUUAGUUCUACCUUUUCUGAAAUUUUGUGUUCUUUGAA